Molecule: messenger RNA, 530 nt
Organism: Rhagoletis zephyria (snowberry fruit fly)
Lineage: Eukaryota; Metazoa; Arthropoda; Insecta; Diptera; Tephritidae
Source: RefSeq, a predicted model, not a curated record
GGGCAAACAACGACUGCCACCGAAACGGCCCGACCACUCCGGCCACCGUGGUGUACAUUGCCCUGGACAGUCUCCACCAGCAGGACUACUACCAACUGAGUCUGGCGGAUGGCUUCAACGUGCCGGUGGAGGUGGAGCCGCUGAAUCAUCCGAACAACAACAUUGGCAGCAAUAACGGCAGCUACAACGCCAUCGGCGGACACUGCAUUCCCGCGGGUUGCAAGGCGGACCUCAAUCAGGUCUGUCCGCCGGAACUGGCGGUCAAAUCGAAAGUUGGCGGACAGGAAUCGGUAGUGGUUGGCUGCCGCUCACCCUGUCAGGCCUUCUCCACCGACCAGUACUGCUGCACUGGGGCCCAUCGACCGGAGGCGAAGUGCAACAGCACACAGUGGCCCACCGACUACUCAAAACUUUUUCACCAGUCCUGUCCGGACGCAAAGGCCUACCCACGGGACACGGUCGCUCAGCCAAAGUACUGCGAGGCGAAUGCCGUCCGCCUCAAUGUAAACUUCUGCCUGAAGAAGCACUGA